AAAUUUAAAAAAAACCAGGCUCUAAGAGACAUUAACGCAUCUCUUGGAGGUGGGAGUAUUACAGCCACUAAGAAAGUGAAGCAGAGAGAAAUUCCCAUCUCUAGGCCUGGGUUAAGCAUCUCCCAUGAAAGUGGAAAUCAGCAAAUGACCUAAGAUGCUUAAGGUGGUCCCAGGUGCCCUGACAAUAAAAGGUGUCCAGAACACAACAGAGAUCACCCUGAGGAGCAGGGACGCAAGGAGGGCCUUUCGCAUUCAGGCUGUGCAGUGAGAAACUCAUAAUUUGGCAUCUGGUUCAUCCAUCAUUUCCUCAUCGGUGGUAUCAGGUGAGCCGGCAAAGCUCAGAGACCUACCCUUUGGACCUCCUUCUCUGCCAAAGUUAUACACGUUGGUGUUGAGCCGUGUGGUUCAGGGAUUAAGUCUUAGUUCUUCGGGUUUGGUGGGGUAGGUGUCACCAGGCCUGGUGAAAUAACUGCAUCGCAUUUUUACCAUGGCAGGUCACGUACACCCCUAAGCGUUCCUGCUCUCCGUCCGAGUGUCCCGGGUGCGGACGAUGAGGCCCUCCUUUCAGGCGGCUUGAACGACAAUCCCUCGCGGGGGGCAGUGACAGCCGUAGUCCUACGAGUGACCCGACUGAGAGCUAAGGCACGAGAGGCGGUGCUGGUUCGCCUCGGCGCCACGCCCCUCCCACAGGCAGGCGCGGGUGAAGGCCAAACUGCCCAAAUUCACCCGGCGCCCAGUGCGCGCGCCACGCCUCAAGCUCGUCCUAUAAGACGCGGGCCUGGGUCCCCAAGCCCAGGACAACCGCUGGGGGCGAUAGGGUCGGUGCGCAGGAGCUCCUGCCGCGCCGCAACCCGGAGCUCGGCAGCCUCCCGCCGCCGCCCGCCAUGAACGCCUUCCGGCAGCCGCGCGCCAGCAGCUGGCGGCGGGCAGCCACCAUCCUACUGGCGGCCGGCUGGGUGCGCCCAAGCCCCGCCGCCCCGUCGCUGCCCCCCGAGGGCUUCCGGCUGCUGCUGCUGCAGCGCUCCGGGAACCUAGGCUUUUUGCCCGGGGCGCACGUCUUCCCGGGGGGCGUGCAGAACACGGCAGACUGUUCGGCAGACUGGCUGCGCCUCUUCGCGCCGCACCACCAGCCGCCGCUCUUCGGCCUGGGCCCCGCACGGUCCCGGCCGGCCUCCUUCCCGGGGCUGCCCGACGGCGCCGCCGACCAGGACGCCGCGGCGCUGCCGGAUGACGUCGCCGCCCGCAUCUGCGCCAUCCGCGAGACCUUCGAGGAGGUGGGCGUGCUGCUGCUGCGGCCCCGGGCCGCCCUGCCCGCCGCGCCCGAGCUCGGCCGGGCCCUCGCGCCGCCACCGGGCCUGGACGCCUGGCGCGACCGCGUCCGCCGCGACCCGAGCCACUUCCUGAGCCUGUGUGCGCACCUCGACUGCACGCCCGACAUCUGGGCGCUGCACGACUGGGGCGGCUGGCUCACGCCGUUUUCGCACCGCGGCAAGCGCCGCUUCAAUACAGCCUUCUUCUUGUGCUGCCUGAGCGAGCCGCCGGAGGUCUACCCAGACUUGACCGAGGUGGUGAGCUGCCAGUGGUCAUCUCCAUCAGAGGCAACUGAGAGUUUCAUAUCAAAGGAAAUUUGGUUUGCACCUCCACAAUUUUAUGAAAUAAGAAGACUGGGAAACUUUGCCUCUCUCUCUGACUUGCACAAAUUUUGUUUGGACGGUGCAUCAGAAGGAAUGGAAAGAUGGCUGCCGAUCACAUUUUUAACUGCUGAUGCAACGCUCCAGCUUUUACCAGGAGAUGAGCUGUACUUAGAAGAUUCAGAAUUCUUAGAAAAUGUUAUGUCCUCUGAAAAAAAGACUGAAGAAAUCAUGAAGGAAGGCAAGAUAUUUCACCGACUAGUGUUACACAGCCACCAUGUAUAUAAUCUCCACGUGACUAUCCAUUCGAAGUAUAAACAGGUUUAUCCUAAGACCUAUGUAAUAAGUAAGAGCCGUUUGUAGAGUAUUGCUUAUUUGUACUUAGUUGACCGCUUGAAGUUGUCCUGUGGAAUACUGAGGGUUGACUAGACUUGCUUGGAGCGUAAGGACCUGCCCAGAAGUUAUAGUAACAGUCCUUCACAUUUCAAGUGCAUUGGAGUACUUCCUUGCUUAUUUCAUUCUUCAAACCUUACAGUAUCCCACAAGUAUCAAUAAAGUGCUAAUGAUCUUGAUCUCAGA
This is a messenger RNA of Callorhinus ursinus (northern fur seal), 2210 nucleotides long. It is a transcript of the gene NUDT19, whose product is annotated as nudix hydrolase 19. The record is from RefSeq and is a predicted model, not a curated record. Gene Ontology annotation, molecular function: hydrolase activity, acting on acid anhydrides, in phosphorus-containing anhydrides. NCBI's taxonomy places the organism in Eukaryota, Metazoa, Chordata, Mammalia, Carnivora, Otariidae. Gene Ontology annotation, cellular component: mitochondrion.